Molecule: messenger RNA, 820 nt
Organism: Humulus lupulus (European hop)
Lineage: Eukaryota; Viridiplantae; Streptophyta; Magnoliopsida; Rosales; Cannabaceae
Exons: 2
Coding region: 303-755 (150 amino acids)
Source: RefSeq, a predicted model, not a curated record
UUCAUAAAAAGAUAUAUGACCUGCACAAGCUUGGGUCUUUGGAUAACGGUGAUGAACUGUUAGCUUUAGCAUCUGGGUCAGAUCAUUUGUCAACCUUUUACCAAGGUUGUAUAGUCAAUGGUGUUCGAUUUAUUGCACACGAUCGAGACAAAAAGCGCACCACACAGAAUAGUGGAGUGUCUGCUGCCGGAACAGAAGGUUUUAAUUUUUACGGCACGCUUGAAGAAGUGGUAAUACUUUCUUUCACUGGUGCAUAUUCAGUGGCAUUAUUUCGGUGCAAAUGGUUUAAUACAAAUCCAAGAAUGAAGAAAACAGUCAUUGAAAAUAAUGUCACCAGUAUAAACGUCAAUGGCGAAUGGUACAAAGAUGAGCCGUACAUACUUGCUACUCAAGCUAAGCAAGUUUUCUAUCUCGAUGAUUUACUUAGAGGUCGUGAUUGGAAAGUUGUAGAAGAUGUGAAUCAUCGACAGAUUUGGGACAUUAAGGACAAUUCUGAUGGGGUUAAUGAUGUUAUUGAUGUUGUACAUGAAACAAGUUCAUCAAAUUUUUUGUUGACUGUGGACCUCGGAGAGUUGAUUAUGCAAUCUGAUCAACCUGCUGCAUAUGUUGGAGCUGAUGAAGAUGGUGACGACGAAGCUGAUAUGUCAGAACAUGAGGACGUUGCAGAUGCAGAAGAUGAAUUGGUUGUUGAACUUUGUGAAGAUGAAAAUGUGUCUCCGAUUACUGAUGGAAAUGAUAGUGAUUACUCUGUUUAGUUUUUUUCUAUUUGUGUAACAGAACUAUGUAUUUAAAUAUAAUGAAGUGUAUUUUUGUAAUUAUA